AUGUCUUUCAUUAGCGGGCAAACUCAGUGGUUUCAAAAGGUGAUCACCCUCCCAGCAAAACCUCGAGGCUGUCAUUUAGUUACGCAAGAUGUGUUGAGACAGAUUCCAGAACUCAAAUCCUUCAAAGUCGGUAUGGCGAACUUCUUCCUGCAACACACUUCCGCAGCUUUAACUAUCAACGAGAAUUAUGAUUCAGAUGUAAGGGUUGAUAUGGAAAUGAUGCUGAACCGAUUGGCACCGGAGGAGGCACCCUACUGCCAUACGAUGGAAGGUUCUGAUGACAUGCCGGGCCAUGUGAAGUCCUCCUUGCUGGGAGUAUCUUUGAACAUUCCAGUCAGCAAAGGAUCGCUUGCUCUUGGGUAA
Molecule: messenger RNA, 363 nt
Organism: Spizellomyces punctatus DAOM BR117
Lineage: Eukaryota; Fungi; Chytridiomycota; Chytridiomycetes; Spizellomycetales; Spizellomycetaceae
Product: secondary thiamine-phosphate synthase enzyme
Exons: 11
Coding region: 1-363 (120 amino acids)
Source: RefSeq, a predicted model, not a curated record